GACAGUCCAUCGAGCUCCAUACAAAUUGACGAAUCCAGUCCGACCUCGUCAAUCCAUCGAUCGAUCGAUCCCCUGCUUCGCUGGAUUAUUUCUUCGACGAACUGCCUCUCGGCGCGGUGAAAGAAUUCAGCCUCUGCAGUGUUUUUGCAGAUUUUUGAUGUGACUCCGUCCUCUGUUUCUUGUUGUGUUUUUAUUUAUUUAUUUAUUUAUUUAUUCCCCUUGAUUUCCUGAUGUUUUGUGUACAGUGCAGCGUUUUUGUUUGGGAUCUUUUGUGUGGAGAUGGGAGGGUUAGUGCGUGAAUUGUCUCUCUAGAUGCAGUUUGAAUGUCUGGUUGGUAAUUUGUUUCUGUGGAAAUUCAUGAGUUUUUGUUGGGAGUGAUGGCUUGGGGAUCAUGGUUUCUAACUUUCAUUUUCUGUGAUUGAGUUAUGCACAACUAGGAGGGGUUUGUUUUUUAUGAAGUUUUGAGAGGUUCAUGGUAAGGACGCCCCCACGUUCAGUCUGUCCACGACGAUCUUUUUAGGGGAAUUUGCAACACAUUGUUGUCGCUCAUGCACUGUUUCCAAAACAUGAGUUCUUAGGUUUUGGUUUUGUUGCGCCAUGUUUCUGAACUGAAGUCGUCAUUCUCUUUCAGUGUAUGACCAGGUCCUCAGUGUUUUGAGAAAAUGAAUUCAUUCCUUGUUCUUUCUUUUUUCAAAAGCUGGGGACUAGAAAGGUUGUACGUGUUGAUGGUCAGUACAUGCUAUUAGUAUUGUAGUCGUCUUGUCUCUUCCACCGAAUCGCAUUCAAGCUCUUGUGUUGCAACUCUCUGGUAUUCUGAUGACGAAUCUGUGUGGAGGGAACUAUUCAAAGAGAUAUUCCACUGAGGUCAGACAGCGCCAUCGACUAUGGGAAGCAGAUUCAAGGAAGAGACACCUUUCGCAUUAUACGACCCGGAGCGAGACUGGGAUGGGCAGAAACACAAUCCAUCUCGCGCCAGGCCCAUCCCAGUAUCUCGUGCCAUGCUUUCACCACGAGCACAACGAUCUGGGCUCGCGUAUUAUGACCCGGAGCAAGACCAUGAGCUCUACAUGAACAAAGGCACCAUGUACAGCAGGUCAGAGCCCCCUCCAACUUCUCCACGAGCGCAGCCAUUUGGAUAUUAUGAUCCAGAGCUCGACGGAGUGAGAGACCGUGAGAGAGCUAGGCAAGGCCAUCCCAUCCGGCACGUGGAUCCAGAAUCGUUACACAAAUCUCCACACAACACUAGCUACGGUGGAACAGGAUCUCCGCCGCGAGCUUGCUCUCCCCUACCUGACGAGGAAUUUGCAGCUGCAUCAGGACGAGGACGUGGUAGCGGCUACGGACAUGGUCCUCACCCUACUGACGAUACCAACGGAAGAAUACCAUCACUAGUAGACCGGGAACCUGGCUAUCAAAGACCAGUGAGACCCGACCGCAUGGACGAGGAUGAUCUGCCACGCCGUGGGGCGUCAUUCGGGAGAGGAAAAGAUUCUCCCGUGCCGCCCUUAGGAGCUGGACGAUAUGUCUACGAUGGAUUGCAACAACCAUACGCGCCGGCGUUUGAAGAAGACCUCGACGUCCCACCUGCUCCCAUCAGCUCCAAUCACGCACAUCAAGUGUACGCCACCGUUUUUACUGAUCCCGUGUACAAUCGUGCAGUUCAAUCGAACGCACAUGCGGGGUACAGCGAGGAACCGGAGAAACAGCGAGUGCAGCAUCGCAAGGAGGACGUGCUUCGUCAUCCUGACCAGUUUUGAUUGACACCGUACUCUGUUGUGAUUACCAUGGUGUAAUAGAACGAUGGAAGACGCUCCGAAUUAGCAUUUGAGAGGUCGAUCUAGGAUAUGGUCUUCUGUCUGCUCUGUUGUAGAUUCCUAGUGUACAGAAGAGCGAUUUUAUUAUUAUUUUCGUUUGAAAUAUUCCAUGAAGAAUUACUACCGUGGUCACUUCAUGACUGUCGAUUGAGUUGGUGACCCUUCCCUCCGGAGCACACAUUCCGAUUGUACUCGCAAUGAACAAGACACAGUACUCAAAUAGAAAAAAAAUGCCGGUCAACAAAGUUCGAGAAUGAGCUAAAGGGAAUUAAACCUUGAACCCUUAGAAAGCCCUGGCAAAGACACACCAUGACAUUGUGGAUAAACUCCGAUUUCAAUGGCAGGCGGCAAUAAGACAUUGCAAGCAUUGCAAAUCACGCCGACAACUGUCGAAAGGUGGAUGUGCCUUCUUCAAGAUUUUCAAUCCAAUGAAUUCAAGCCUCUUGCUGCAUUGCUUCACGAGUCCAACUUCAGCAUCUUCAUGAAUCCGUGCCUGCAUCGAUUACGUCAGCGGCUGUUGAUUGAUUUCAGAAUUAGUGUUUGCUGUUAUAAAGGGUUUGCGUUUGAAAGUCGCUAGUUGCGUCACAGCAUGUGGAUGUUCAGACAAUCUGGCUGUUGUUUUGAUCCAGAAGGCGGAUUCCUUUGUAGGUCUCGAGGAUUCUUGAAACUAGGAGUUACGCGCGUUCGUCGUGGUGAGGUCUCAGCGACUGUCUCGUGAACAAGAUAAUUGUGCUGAGAUUUGGAAUUUUGGUAAUAUCCUGCAUGACUUGUGCAGCUCAGACUGGUCUUUCGCCGUCCA
Molecule: messenger RNA, 2613 nt
Organism: Physcomitrium patens
Lineage: Eukaryota; Viridiplantae; Streptophyta; Bryopsida; Funariales; Funariaceae
Source: RefSeq, a predicted model, not a curated record